CCCCCCCCCCCACUACUGCAGCAGGCGGACCCCCUCUCUGUAUUGUGCCAUCUCUUUAAGCUAGGACAACUCCCCCCAGCCUCUCUGGACUUCAUGUCUGUAUUUUACCCUAUUCCUUGCACUGACUACCUGAGAUCAGCUGAGAUGACUGAGGUUAUAAUGAACACUCAGCCCAUGGACGAGAUCGGUCUAAGCCCUCGCAAAGAUUCCUAUCAGAUCUUCCCAGAUCCUUCAGACUUCGAACGAUGCUGCAAACUGAAGGAUCGGCUCCCCUCCAUUGUGGUGGAGCCCACAGAGGGGGAUGUGGAGAGCGGAGAACUGAGAUGGCCCCCAGAAGAGUUCCUGGUGGAAGAAGAGAAGGAAUCCAACUGCGAUACACAAAAGAAAGACAACAAGGAGCAAUAAUCAUGUUUUGACCCUUGUCAUUUGGAAGAGGAAUUGCCCAUCAAUGGGCCUACUAUGAAUCGGUUAGGAAGGAUUUUGUUAACCAUGACAAAUUCCAAGACGCACGAUGAGUCUUUUUUUUUUUUCUUUUUCCUCUUGGUGGAAGAAUCCAGCCUCCGUUGUGAUUAAAAGCCCCAAGUCUUGAAGAAGUGUUUUUUUUUUUUGCUUUUUUUAAUUCAAUCAUUAGAAUACUAUCUGAGGUUUUUCCAAGGCUAGAUGCAGUGAUAAUCUUAGAAUAAUGUAAGAAGGAAUUCUUUGGACAGAGGCACAGACUCAUCGACUAUUAAGAAAACUGCCUUCUCUGCAAGAACACAAGGUUAACCCGUCUCUUCUCCAUCUGAAUGUUCUGUCAUUCUGUCCAGACUGGAGUCUUGGUUGAUACCAUCUUCUGGUGAACUGGCUGUGUACAUCUCUGCUCCAUUCCCAACAAGUUCUAAAUGACAUCGAUGUGUCGUAACUAUUUGUAAUUGGAUCAAAAAGUGGAAUCUGUCUCUGUAGUAUUAAUACCAGUGUUCAUCAGUGUGUACAGGGAUGCAAUUAUUGUCAUGUACUUGUCCUGUACUAUGAGAUGUUGGUGUGUUCCUCGGUUUGUCGUAGGGGUCAGCAACUAAGUCAACAUUGUAGACCAGUAUGUAAAGUUCUCCGGUAUGAAAAAAACAAAAAACAUUGCGCUUCCUUUCUGGAUAAAAUGGCCAUCUUGUGUAUCACUUAUGUUGUGUGUGCUCAGAAGUCAUCGAAUUGGUGUGUUGGUCAUCGUCAACCAUCGUGGCUUGUACCUAUCGCUGAAUGCAGUUGUACGUUGGCUGUCCGUUAUGGCAUGGAAAUGAGAUUGGGAAAAGUUUGCCAAAAUAUUAGUGGUAGGCAACGAGUUACUCAACUUCUCGCAAGAUGUAUUAGAAGUCAAUCCAGGAUUGAGGUUGUCGGGACAUAUUUUCUGUGUUAAGUCAACCACGUUUGGUGGUCUGUUCGCACAUUCUUGAUUUCGCAGGCUGUGACGGAUGAAGCUCAUAGAGGAGAGCUCUUAAAAAAAGACAUAUCCAUCUCUUCCAGUGAGAUCCCACGUUCACAAUCCAAAAGGCCUUUUACAAGACCCAUAGUUGCCCUUUAGUCCACCAAAUGUUUCAAGCCUUUUAUUUUUAGAGAAUACUUUCCUACCCGUUGAAUUGAAAGAUACCUCGGCUGGUGGCCAUUGUGGAGAUUGCCUAUUACACAUCAUAUUACCAGAUGCUUUGUCCUUGUAGACCGGUAAAAUAUUUUCCAAUGAUUAUACAGCAAUAAUUCUUGUGCUUUGAUCUGUUAAAUUCUAAAAAAUUCUCGUGUAGAUCUUGCACAGGUUUGUGGUAGUGUCCACCGUCAAAUGGUCUUCAUGACCAUCUGAAGGCUCUCCAGGUUAUAGUGUAUGUCUGUCAUGGGUUCACAAACUGGUUACGGGGUAAGGGGUGCAAAUGUUAGAGCAUCACCGAUGAGUGCAACAGAUGUGCCGUAACCCGCAUGGAACGUGAUACACUUGUGAUGGUGAUCCAGUAGAUAUGUAGUGACAAUCCACUGAGACCUCGUGACUAUCUUCAUUCUAUGCCAUCCGUCAAAGGUUCUUCUGAGCUCUCGGAAAAAAACAAAACAUAAACAACAAAAAAAAACUUUAAGGUCAAUUCAGUGGAAGGAACUACUUUUGUGUUUGUCUCGAUUUUUUUUGUUUGUUUUUUCUCCUUUUAUUGAGAGUAUUGUAAAUUUUCAUUUGUUACAGAUGUCUGCGAACAAAAGCACUCGAGUAAACUCUGUUGUAUAAUAGUUAUAUAUAAAUAUAUAUUUCUGUAAUUUUUGAGGCUCAGGGAGAUGCUAGCUUUUUUUUUUUUUUUCAAAAACCUUUAUGUCACUGUGACAGUUGUAAAUAAAGUUUCAAAUUGCUUUCCAACUCA
Messenger RNA from Hyla sarda, 2360 nucleotides. It is a transcript of the gene LBH, whose product is annotated as LBH regulator of WNT signaling pathway. Gene Ontology annotation, cellular component: nucleus. The record is from RefSeq and is a predicted model, not a curated record. NCBI's taxonomy places the organism in Eukaryota, Metazoa, Chordata, Amphibia, Anura, Hylidae. The transcript has 3 exons. Gene Ontology annotation, biological process: positive regulation of DNA-templated transcription. Bases 94 to 405 code for a protein of 103 amino acids.